Molecule: messenger RNA, 3589 nt
Organism: Monomorium pharaonis (pharaoh ant)
Lineage: Eukaryota; Metazoa; Arthropoda; Insecta; Hymenoptera; Formicidae
Gene: Brd7-9
Product: bromodomain-containing protein 7
Exons: 4
Coding region: 734-2995 (753 amino acids)
Biological process (GO): regulation of transcription by RNA polymerase II
Cellular component (GO): nucleus
Source: RefSeq, a predicted model, not a curated record
UCGCGAGGCACACCUCCUCUUUUGUUCCGCCUUCCACCGCGAAAUGUUCAUCGAGAUCCGUUCGUCCACUCAUUUGCAUUCGAAUGAGCGAGUCACCUUCUCGGACUCACAAUCUGGGGAAAAAAUCGAGGGGACGGACAGUACCCUCGACGUACGUACACUCUCGAAGAUCCCCGCGUUCGAAUUGCGCGCGCGACGCGCCGCCAUGACACUUAUCUCGACGCCGCGAGCCGGGAUGAGUGGGGGGAACGGCGAAAUCGGGCUGCUGAACGAGCGAAACGCGCGACGUGCGUGACGUCAUCGUCAAUGGCCGCCGCCGUGUCGCCUGUGUAUGUAACGGAGCGCGGUCCUCACGGUCGCGGGGGCCCACGUCGCCGAUAGCUGGCUUUUUUUUCCUCCCUCUUCUGGUUUCGUUUCACGAGGAACUGUGGCUGAGCACGUGCAGCAAGACAUGGGUUCGAAGAAGCACAAAAAGCACAAACGCGAGCGGCACGAAGGAACUGUUUUGACUUCGUUUUCACCACGGACAAACUGAGAGUAAGAGAGGUUGGAGUAGAAGUGAGGUGGAGAUUCAAAAGUAUAAACCGGGCCGUGUUCCACAGCAACUGGUGCGCGACGUGGAAAGGGUCAGUACACAACGACGGACAAGCCACCUAGUUUGAAGUUAAUUUUGAAGGUAGGGGGUAGUAGUGGAACGCCCGAGCACGGCAGCGAGUCGCCGAGCCAGGCCGCGAUGUUGUCGCAGUACCAGCAACAGCUGGGCCUCAACUACUCCGUCAGCCAGGGCGAUGCAGAAUACGACAGAUAUGUCGGUCACAAGAAGCUCAAGAAGAAGAAGAAGAAGAAAGACAAACGUCACAAACAUCACCAUAAGGAUAAGAAACGACGGAGAGAGGAGUCGAGUCAGGAAUCGGUCGGCGAUGCUGAUGAGAACCUGGCUGAGCCGGCGCCUAAGAAGGCUUGUACCAAUCACAAUCAACUGUUGCCACCCAGGCCGCCGUCCAGCGGUGAAUUGAGAGUCGGUAGCGUUAGCAAUGUGAGCUCACUGUCGCCGCAUCGAGAACCUAGGACAUGCGUUCUCAGGAAGAUAGCGGAACGCACGCCACUUCAAAGGUUAUUGGAGCACCUGUUGCGAUCGAUGGAAAAGCGGGAUCCGCAGCAGUUCUUUGCCUGGCCGGUUACGGACAGCAUUGCACCUGGUUAUUCACAGAUAAUCACGAAUCCGAUGGAUUUCAGCACGAUAAAGCAAAAGAUAGACGACAAUAAUUAUCAGAAUUUGCAAGAGUUCGUGGACGAUUUCAAGCUCAUGUGCGACAACGCCAUGACGUAUAAUCAUCCCGACACCAUUUACUAUAAGGCAGCGAAGAAAUUGCUGCACGUUGGUCUGAAGAUGGUCAUGCCGGAGAAGUUGCGACAGCUCAGACCAGUCCUGAUGUACAUGAACGACAUUACGAAGGAGGAGCUCGGAUUCGAGUUGGGCAACGAAGAUCUCAAUAAUUCGGAUGCCCCCGUGACCGAGGAGCAGAUAGAGCGUGAGCGCGAGCAGGAGGAGCGUAACGAGGAGGCGGAGGAACUCAGAAAGGAGAAUCAAAGAAAAAUGAGACUAGCUAGUUUAGGUAAGUUUGAAGCGAUACCGGACGACUUGACGCCAGAGGAGAUACUGAAGCAGGCCAAAGGUGCGGCCAAAACAGCGGCAGAGAAGCUCAGUCUGAAGAGGAUCAACUCGAAGAUGGGUUUCCUGCGGCAGAAGAAGGACGGUACUACUAGCCUACAGAUUAUCGUACCCGGGGACGGGAUUAUUCCCGGCACCAAUCAGAGACCUGUGUCGCUGGGGCAGUUAAUAGGCAAAUUGAAUCACGGUACUGGUGCGUUGGCCGGAUUCCGGGAGGAUCGUAGGAACAUGUCGAAACCGGUGAAACCUCUCUAUUACGGUGCGUUCGGCUCAUACGCGCCGAGUUACGACUCUACGUUCGCGAAUCUUACCAAGGAGGAAACCGACCUAGUCUAUCAAACUUACGGUGACGAGACUGCCGUGCAAUACGCUGAAUCGAUUCUGGACUUCGCUAAAGACUGUGAUUACACGUUGACCAUGGUCGACGAUUUGUUGGAUAUUAUCACGAAUGGCGAACAUAGGAAGACGAAAAAAUUCAUCGAAGAAAAACGAAAAUUAAAGGAGGAGGAAGAAAAGAUUAAACAUUUAUUGGAGAAGCCUAUACAGGACUUGAAUCGUAAUAUUCCGUUGCUGGACAACGUCAAGGUUGAUAUUGAGCAGCUGAAGACCUUGUCGGAUCUUGGUAUCGACAUAAACUUCUUAGAGAAUUUAGAAGAAGAAUUGAAGUGCAGUGAGGAACGCGCUACGCUACAAAGCCGCCUUGACGACACCUCGCAGAUGUUGGGUCGGCUAAAGCAGGUUCAACAUGAGCGUUUAUCUGCACCACCGCCGGCUCAUCUAUCCAACGUUCCUAAGGCGGCGGAUGCGGAGGUGAUACUGGCCGAGAAGAUCACCGAUAAUCUCACAGAUAUAGCGAAAAAACUGCCACCGUCAGGGAUCGCGCCGGUCGACGGCUUACGUAGAGCAAUGGGCAUAGCACCUCUGGGCGGACCGGAGCCUAUGGAGGUUGAGCCGAUCACACAUAACCCUUCUAUAGUCACCGACAGUUCGUUACUGCCGAAUCCGAAUAGCGGCAGCAAUCAGGUGUUAUCGAACUUGCUGCCGACUUCCUCGCCAAUUCAGAACGCGACUCUACUGAGUCCGACCGGUCAGCAGAAUCAGAGUAUUAGUAUCGUGGGCGCGAAUCAGCCACCGUCGUCGAUUCAGAUGCAAAUAGGUAUGACGCACGCCAGUCAGACGCCACCUCUACUGAGCGCAACGGAACCGUCCGGCGUGACUGAUCUCGAGUCUGAAUUACGCGAAUUCCUGGAGAGCGAUCCUACACUUGGGCACUCGCCACUCCAUGACGACAAAACUCUGGAAGACAUUCUGUCUGAAUCUUAGUGCGCGUACGCGCGCGAUAAUCGGACUGUUCCAUAACUUACAUAAUUUAUAAAUAAGUAUAUAAAUUAUAAAUAUAUACAGAAUUCUGUACAUUUUAUUAUUAAGCUACUUUCGCAUGUAAGUAAUAAAUUGGAUCAUAGUCCUAUGUCUGAUUCUUUAAUCACAGUAUUUUAUGAUCUUUUGUCUUUUCUUCUUUUAUAAUGCGAAAGAAACGUUAUUAAAGUCAAGAUAUAAAUGAAAGAAUAUAUUAAAGGGAGUUUUAAAUGAUUGUUUAACGAAUGUCGGCGAUAAUGUAAACAUGGGUCCGAUUUUUGAAUUCGUACGAAAAAAUUUCGCAUAUGAAAGUAACACUAUGCGUUUACUGAUUGAUAUAAGUAUAUCUUUUAGAUUUCAAGUAUCUCAAUCGGUGAACGCGCAGCGUUAUUUUCGUUAUACGAAAAUUUUCGUACGAGUUCAAGAAUCGGGCUCCACGUCUUGAUAUCAAAAGUAAAAAAAUUCAUGGAAAUAUUUAACGAAGAAUUGUAAAUAAUUUUUGAUAAUAUUUUUUAUGUGAUUCUGUAAAGUGUAUAAAUAUAAAUUUCCUUUGAUUUCUAA